This is a messenger RNA of Sarcophilus harrisii (Tasmanian devil), 1077 nucleotides long. It is a transcript of the gene SOD1, whose product is annotated as superoxide dismutase 1. Gene Ontology annotation, biological process: removal of superoxide radicals. Gene Ontology annotation, cellular component: cytosol; peroxisome; nucleus. The transcript has 5 exons. The record is from RefSeq and is a predicted model, not a curated record. Gene Ontology annotation, molecular function: copper ion binding; superoxide dismutase activity. The coding region runs from base 174 to 638 and encodes 154 amino acids. Lineage: Eukaryota; Metazoa; Chordata; Mammalia; Dasyuromorphia; Dasyuridae.
GGCGGAGUGACGGCAGUGCGUGCCCUUAAGAGAGCAACUGCGUAGCUUACGGGUGAGCCUCUUUUACCCCUCCUUGCUCUUUGGUCUGUCGUCUUUCACAGGACCAUCUUUUUCUUCUCUUCCGCCAUCCAGCUGGGACGUGGAAGGACCGCGCGCUCGCUUGCUCUUGAGAUAUGGUGCUGAAGGCUGUGUGCGUUUUGAAGGGCGAUGGCCCCGUGCAGGGCACUGUUUUCUUCGAGCAGAAGCAGGUUGGGGAGCCUGUGGAACUGUCUGGAAGCAUUAAAGGAUUAGCUGAAGGAUAUCAUGGAUUCCAUGUCCAUGAAUUUGGUGAUAACACUCAAGGAUGUACCAGUGCAGGUGCUCACUUUAAUCCUCAUUCCAAAAAACAUGGUGGACCAGAUGAUGAUGAAAGGCAUGUUGGAGACCUUGGCAACGUGAAGGCUGACAAAGAUGGUGUGGCAACAGUGUCUAUGAAAGAUCCUUUAAUUCAGCUUUCAGGACCAAUGUCUAUCAUUGGCCGUACUAUGGUGGUCCAUGAGAAACCUGAUGACUUGGGCAAAGGGGGAAAUGAAGAGAGUGAAAAAACUGGAAAUGCUGGACCUCGCCUAGCUUGUGGCGUAAUUGGGAUUGCUAAGUAAAUCAUUUUCCUAGGAUAUAACUUAUCUAGGAAUACAAAGAUGUGGAUGAUUACAUGUAUAAAUGUACUUGGCAAGACCAUUAAACACUAAUCUUAAGUCAAAGCUUGUGUGAAACUUUUAAUUGCUUUGUUCAAAUGUCUCAUACAGAUUUGUAUAAAAUUUCGAACAACCUAUAAUUAAAAUGCAGCACUGACUGUGGAAUAUUGUUUCUGGGAAUUAAACUUAGUUGUCUGGCAUAAUUUUGUUUGAAUUUAUCAAACUUUAAGGCUGGUCUCAAACAUUAGAUAUACAAAUGUUUCUUUAAAGUGAACUUUGUUGGAACAGUUCAGAGUAGAAUUUAGCUCUCUCUUAGGCCUUGGGAAGGCUGAUAUCAAGUAUCAUUUGUGUGGCAAAUCUAAUGAGGCAAGACAGGGAUAUGUGUAUUAUUUAUAACUAAUUG